UUUAAGUUUUUUGGUGACUUGCAUAGUUGGUAACUGUAAAUAGAGUGUUAUCUUAGUUGGACUAGAAUUUUAAUUAUCUAAUUCUAUUUCAGAAUCAAAAUGAUGUCGAUAAAUGGAUCUCCUGGACCACUCUGGACUGGUGGUCCAAUCCCAGGCCAAUUCUAUAAUUUCCCUGGUGGAAAAAGUGAUUCAAAUAAUACUCAACGAGUAAGAAGUGUAAACCCAAUAGUGACAGGUACCUCUGUUCUGGCAGUCCAAUUCAAAGGAGGAGUUGUUAUAGCUGCUGAUACAUUAGGAUCUUAUGGUUCAUUAGCCAAGUACAGAGAUCUUAAAAGGUUAUUAAAGGUGAAUGAUACAACAGUGAUUGGAGCAGCAGGAGACUAUGCAGACUUUCAGUACAUGUCCAACAUCAUCCAACAACAAGUAAUCAAUGAUGAAGUUAUCAAUGAUGGGUUUGGCUACACUCCAAAGAGUGUCCAUUGUUUGCUGACUAGGAUAUUAUAUAACAGAAGAAGCCAGUUCAAUCCCUUGUGGAACACUUAUAUUAUUGCUGGAAUUGAGGAAGAUCAGCCAUACCUUGGAUAUGUUGACAAAAUUGGAAUGGCUUAUGAGGCUCCUUCUUUGGCUUGUGGCUUUGGUGCUUAUGUAGCAUUGCCCAUCAUCAGAGAUGCCUUAGAGAAAAAGCCAGACAUUAGUAAGGAUGAAGCAGUGGCUCUAAUAGACAGAUGUAUGAAGCUUAUGUACUACAGAGAUGCUAGAGCUUUAAAUAAGUACCAGUUAGCUGUGAUCACUAAAGAUGGUGUUGACAUCAAGGGACCUAUUAUUUCUGAAACCAACUGGGAAGUUGCACAUAUGAUUAGGGGCUAUGAAUGAGCUUGAAACAAGAUCUGUGAAAACAUCUGUUUCAAAACAAUUAUUUGUUGUUUAACAUUGAAUUUUUUAAUAUUUUUUUUAUAUAUAUGUUUAUAUGAGACUGAAUGAGUGUGAAGAUCUGCUUGUCUGGUAAUUUUUAUUUUUAAUUAAAGCCUAAUAACAAUUAUCAAGUACUUUGUUUCUAUUUUAAUGUGUAUUUGAUGUAUUUUGGCUCAGUGUGUAAGCAUGUGAUGGAUACCUUCUAUAAUAAAAAAAAGUGUUCAGUAAGAAAAUUCAGUUUAUUUGCACCUUUAGUUAUUAAUAAAUCAAUGAUGUGGUUUUAAA
Biomphalaria glabrata is the source of this 1197-nucleotide messenger RNA. Its product is annotated as proteasome subunit beta type-4-like. The transcript is spliced from 7 exons. Gene Ontology annotation, cellular component: proteasome core complex. The record is from RefSeq and is a predicted model, not a curated record. Bases 100 to 873 code for a protein of 257 amino acids. NCBI's taxonomy places the organism in Eukaryota, Metazoa, Mollusca, Gastropoda, Planorbidae.